AUGUAUAUCUAUAAAGGAGGGAUAGUGUUUUUAUUGAUGAGGAUGGGAUAAUGUCAGAAUCCAGUAAUAUCAAUAAAUCCAGAGAUAAGUGGGACAGCGUUAUCAAUGUUCUUUAUAUUCUUUUUUUUGGGGAUUGGAUCAUUCAUGAAGGAGAUUAAUAAGAAAUUAAAGGUAAAUAAAUGUGAAAAGGUUUAGAUUCCAUUUUCUCCCAUGCUGUUUGUUUUUGGCUUGUUUUUCGGUUUUUAUUGGGAUUCAUUGGGUAUCAUAGGGCGAAGUUGUAAAAAGGUCAGCGAAAUUGAGCCGGUACUAAUAUAGGGAUGUAUGUUUACAGAUCGGAGUGUUGUUAAUAUUUCUACCGACGUUAAUAUAUGAAUCAGGAUACAACUUUGAUUGGCAUUUAUUCAAGAGACUAUUUGCAUAGACAGCAAUAUUGGCAUUUCCUUGCGUGAUAAUAUUAUCUACAUUAUUGUAAUUGUGUGUAAAAGUAUUACUAAAUUAUGGUGAUGAUUAUUUUACAUGGGAGAGUGCUUUCAUGUUUGGAGCAAUGUUGAGUUGUACAGAUACAGUUGCAGUGUUGGCGUUAUUAAAAGAAAGUGGAGCAUAAAAGAGAUUUUAGAGUUUAAUAGAGGGAGAGAGUUUAUUAAAUGAUGGAGCAUGUGUUAUGUUAUUUUAAAUAUCAUAUGGAAUAGUAAGAGGAAGAUCAGCAUCUGCAUUUGAUGUAGGAUCUUUAUUUUUUACAUUAUGUGUAGGUGGAACAUUAAUAGGAUUAGUAUUUGGAAUGGCAUGUGUUUAUUGGAUUAAGAAGAUAGCAAAUGAUGAGAUUCUUGUUUUAAAUAUAACAAUAGUCUCAGCAUUCUUGGUUUAUUUUAUAUCUGAAAAUGUUGAUUUCGGUGUGCAUAUAUCAGGUGUGUUGGGAUUAGUAUCAUUAAGUUUAUUUAUGGCAGCAUUUGGAAGAUCUCGUAUAUCGCAUGAAGCUGAUCAUGCAUUAAGAGAAUUUUGGGAAUAUGUUGUUUUUGCCAGUGAAGUUAUCAUUUUUAUUUUGGGUGGAAUUAUUGCAGGAAUUAGAGUAUUCAAAGAUGAAAGUGAAAUUACAUAAUUAGAUUUUUAUAAAAUGAUUGCAUUAUGGUGGUGUUUAAUUGGAUGUAGAUUUAUUUCUAUUGCUGUUUUCUAUCCUUGGCUUAAUAAAUUAGGUUAUGGAUUGAGUUGGUCCUAAGUUAUUGUCUUAACUUAUGGAGGAUUAAGAGGAUCUAUAGGUAUAGCUUUUGCCUUAAUUGUUGCCAAAGAUGAAUCAUUACCCACUAAAUGGAGAGAUAUUAUAUUAUUUCAUAUGUCAGGAAUUGCUGUUUGUACUCUUGUUGUUAAUGGAACUACUCUCUCUUUAUUAAUUAGAUUACUUGGAUUAUCUACUUAAUCUGAUAUUAGAGAAAAAAUUUAUUCUAAUUUCUUAUCUAAAUUAAAUGAAGAAAUUGAUAGUGAGUGCAAAAAAAAUAAUGAAUUAAAAUAUCUCAAAGAGGCUGAUGUUGAAUAUGUCAAAACUUUAAGUGGCUAUAAAGUCUAUUUAGCAGAAUGCAAUAAAAUCAUUGAUAAAUUAGCUAAACAUGAAAAAGCAUAAAAAGAAAUCUAAAUGAAAAAUAUUCAUCAACCAUUAAUGGAUGAUGAAGAAGAUUAAGAAUUAGAUCAAAAUUUAUUAACUGAAAUCAGAAGAAUCUUUCUUAUGGCAUUAAAAGGUAUCUAUAUGGAAUAAUUUGAAUCUAAUCAAUGUAGUCCUGAUACAAUUAUUCUAUUGACUGAAAGUGCAAAUUUAGAUCUUGAUAAUGAUAAAGAACCUAUGAAUUCAUGGGAAUUCUUAUAGAGCCAAUUUUCAGAAAGAUACAUUAAUUUACUGUUUUAUAUGAAAGAUAAGUUUAUUAUUGGAGUUCUAGCUAGAAAUUAAUUGUUUUCAUAUAUCUACACAAUUUAUGAUGCUGUUUCAGCUUAUAUUGAAGCUAUUUCAAUUUUAAAAGAGGAGGCUUCACAUUAUCAUUUUUCAUAAAAUUUAUUAUCAGAAAUUUUGAAUGAAGUUGAAGAUAAUAAAAAAUCGGCUGUUUCAUAUUUGGAAGGAUACUUAGAAGUAUCGUUUCCUGAAAUUUCUAGAGAAUUACAUACAAAGAAAGCUGCAUUUGAAAUAUUAGAAUUUGAAAAAUAAGUAUUAAGAAACAAUCUUUAAUCUGGGUAAUUAAAUGACAAGGAAUUUUUAAGGAUGAAAAGAAAUAUAGAUAAAAAAGUAAAAAAUCUAAAUGAUUUAAAUCCACCUUGGUAAAUGCCAUCUUUAGUUGAUAUACUCACUCAACAUGAAUUAUUUAAGUCACUCUCAUCAGCCAAUAUAAUAAAAUUAUUAGAAGGUUCAAGAGAAGAUUCAUUUGGAAGAGAUUAAUUGAUUUAUAAAGAAGGAGAUAGGGCUAGUGAAAUCUGUAUCAUAACAAGAGGAGCUGGAAAUGAAUUUAGUGAUAGAUCAAAAAUAAGAGAGAGAAGAACUUUGAAUGAAGCUACACCAAUAUAUAUGUUAGUUGCUCCAUCAAUCAGAUAUUAAACAUCAUUAGUAGCAGAUUGUGUCAUUAAUGCAACAUUUAUCAAAAUAUAAGCUUUAUAAACCAUUAUGAAAUAAAUUCCAGAGUUUGAAGAAGCAAUAUGGAGAUAUUCUAUUCCUCUUUUGUGUAGAGUUUAUAGUGAUCAUUUAAAACCUUUAUGCAAUUUUAAAAUGAGUUAGAUUGUAGAAAUAGUAUCUAAGUCACUUUUUUAAAAGAUGAAGAAGAAUUAAUUAAUCAGAUUUGAGUAGGGAGGAAUUUUGUUAAAAGGUAGAUAAAAUUUUAUCAUUACUAGGUACAUUGUGUGAGGGUAAGGAAAGCAUUUAAGAAGCAUCUUCAGAAGAUGAGGAUGCAUUAAAGAAUACAGAUGAAGAUAAAGAUUCAACUUAGAAGGAUGCUUUAUGUUUGAUUGGGCCUACAUCAUAACCAUUAAGAGCCAAGACUGGAAUAAUAAUUUUACUAUUUAAGUAGUAUUAAUUGCUUGAAUAAUAUAAUUAAUUGAAUUAGACAAUAAACGAAGGAGGUAAAUCUUCAUAUAGAAGAUCGAGCAAAUCAGAUUUAUAGAAAAGAUCCUUGACAGUUAUACAUUGAAAAGUG
Paramecium sonneborni is the source of this 3161-nucleotide messenger RNA. NCBI's taxonomy places the organism in Eukaryota, Ciliophora, Oligohymenophorea, Peniculida, Parameciidae. The record is from the annotation of a GenBank genome assembly.